AUUAUUCAUCUACCCCCUAGCCGCCACUUUCUUUUUCCUUCUCUUUCUUCCUCACGGUGGCGGCAGCAGGGAGCUUAGCUCCUUCUCCCAUGGCACACGGCAGCAGCACCUCCCAUGGCGCCGCCGUAGCUCAAGCAGCCGAGCUUCCCUCCACGGUCGAGCGCUCUCCCUGCUCCUUCUCCCUCGUGCAGGCCUGCUCCAGCCGAGUCCCCUUCUUCCUCCUCCUCUCCAUGGCGUGAGCUCCAUUUUCAGAGCCGCCGAAGCUCCUCCCAGGAUGCUGGCCUCUCUCCCCUGGCCGGCCCUCUGAUCCCUGCGCUCGGUAUCCCUGCAGCAGGACGCCCCUCUUCCUCGGCGCGUUGAAGCUGCUCCCAUGGCGCCCAUCUCUUCCUCCCUCUCUCUGCUGUCCAUGGCAAGCAGCCGAGCGCCCUCCCUGUUCUCCUCUUGGCGCGAGCUCCCUGCUCCUUGCUCGACGGCCAACAGAGGACAGCGACGCCCUUCUUCCCCAAUAGCAUGGAGCAGCGGCUUCCCUCUCCCAACUCGGCCUCGCCAUCGCGCAGGGAAGGGCAGGCGCCCAGAAAUUCCAGCAGCCUCUCCAUGGCCGAGCUCCCUGUUCCCUCUGCUCUAGCCGGCCAUCUCCCGCAGCACACGUCGAGCUCCCCUUCGAUCCGGUUCAGCGCAGGCAGCAGCAGCUUCUAUGGAUGGCGCCCAGAAAUUUUUUCCAGCGCCUCGCUGUUCAUCUUCCUCCCAGCCGGCUUCCCUCCCCUGCUGCUGCUCGCCCCUUCCUCCUUUUCCCUGGUGCGGCAGCAAGGAUCCCCUGCUCGGACUGCAGCCAUGGCGUCCAAGUCUCUGCGCAGCAAUGCCGGUCCAAAAACUGCAGCCCUGUCACUCCCCUGGCUUCGUCGCUGCUUUGUGCUGCGCAGUGAACAGCACGCCGUCGACGCUCGCCGGGUGUUUGCUGUUUUUGCGCAGCCCCAUCCGCGACGUCUUUCACCCCCGAUGAGACAACGACGCUCCUUGUUUGAUUCCACAUCGGCGUUAUUUUCAUAUGAUUAAUUGUGUAUGUGUGCUGUUUUAUUUUUGUUUUGUGGAAGAGAGGCACCCCGUGUUUUGAGUGGAGAAGAAGGCAAGCCGCUCGAUGCUCGUCAGAUGUUCGGAGCGAUGCACAAAUCGGAAUCACCGUCGAUCUUGAAAACGCCGUUUGAGUUUGUUUAUGGUGAGCCGAUGCAUGUCGCUCUCGAUUGACUUGAUUAAUAAAUUAUAUAGAUGUGGUUGAAAUGUUUUGGCGG
Zea mays is the source of this 1286-nucleotide messenger RNA. RefSeq lists its product as uncharacterized. Lineage: Eukaryota; Viridiplantae; Streptophyta; Magnoliopsida; Poales; Poaceae. The record is from RefSeq and is marked validated. Bases 511 to 1053 code for a protein of 180 amino acids. The transcript has a single exon.